GUCUCACGCGGUGAAUAAAAGCACCAUCAUCCUCCCGCAACAGGAACGUCGUUGUGCUGGAGAUAAGGGCAUCCUCCCAGCUCUGCACGCUCAUGACUACCGACUAGGGCCGCUCAUUUACGCUUCGAGCCGGGCGACAACAGGACCGCAUCAUGGUGAAACACCGUCCCGAGAGAGACAGCUGGGGUGAGUGGUCCCUGAGCGACAAAAAUGUCUACGAGUGGAGCUCCGAGGAGGAGCCGGACGGACGAGCCCGGCCCAUCCAGGUGCUGCUGGUCAAAGACGACCACACCUUCGAGCUGGACGAGGCGGCGCUGAGUCGGAUCCUGCUGUCCGAGGAGGUCAGGGACCGCGAGGUGGUGGCCAUCUCCGUGGCGGGAGCUUUCCGCAAGGGCAAGUCCUUCCUCAUGGACUUCAUGCUGCGCUACAUGUACAACCAUGCGUCUGAAAACUGGCUCGGAGAUGCGAGCGAGCCGCUGACCGGCUUCUCCUGGAGAGGGGGCUCAGAGAGGGAGACCACCGGGAUCCAAAUCUGGAGCGAGGUCUUCCUGGUGGACAAACCAGACGGAAGCAAGGUCGCCGUGUUGCUGAUGGACACGCAGGGCACGUUUGACAGCCAAUCCACGCUGAGGGACUCGGCCACUGUGUUCGCCCUGAGCACCAUGAUCAGCUCCAUGCAGGUUUACAAUAUAUCACAGAAUGUACAAGAGGACGACCUCCAGCACUUGCAGCUUUUCACUGAGUAUGGAAGACUAGCGAUGGAGGAGACGUUCCUCAAACCUUUCCAGUCCCUGAUUUUCCUGGUUCGGGACUGGAGUUUUCCAUAUGAGUUUCCUUACGGACAGGAGGGGGGCAUGAAGUUCCUCGAGAAGCGACUGAAGAUUUCAGAGAACCAGCACGAGGAGCUCCAGAACGUGCGAAAACACAUCCACUCCUGCUUCACCAACAUCUCCUCCUUCCUGAUGCCUCACCCCGGCCUCAAAGUGGCCACCAACCCUCACUUUGACGGAAGAAUUAAAGAGAUCGACAACGAGUUCAUCAACAACCUGAAGAUCCUGGUGCCCUGGAUCCUCAGCCCCCGCAACAUCGACGUGAAGGAGAUCAACGGCAGCAAGAUCACCUGCAGAGGCCUGCUGGAGUACUUCAAGGCAUACAUUAAGAUAUACCAGGGUGAGGAGUUGCCGCAUCCAAAGUCAAUGCUGCAGGCCACAGCAGAAGCCAACAACUUAGCAGCGGUCGCAGCGGCGAAGGAUCUGUACAACAAAAAAAUGGAGGAGGUCUGCGGGGGCGACCGGCCCUUCCUGGCCCCCAGCGAGCUGCAGAACCGACACGGGGCCAUCCGGGAGGAGGCCCUGCAGCUCUUCCGCGGCGUCAAGAAGAUGGGCGGCGAGGAGUUCAGCCGCCGCUACCUGCAGCAGCUGGAGGGCGAGAUCGACGAGGUGUUCGUCCAGUACAUCAAGCACAACGACUCCAAGAACAUUUUCCACGCCGCGCGCACGCCGGCCACGCUCUUCGUGGUCAUCUUCGUCAUGUACGUGGCGGCGGGCAUCACGGGCUUUGUGGGCGUGGACAUCAUCGCCAGCCUGUGCAACAUGAUCCUGGGCCUGGCGCUGAUCACGCUCUGCACCUGGGCCUACAUUCGCUACUCCGGGGAGUACAGGGAACUGGGCGCCGUCAUCGACCAGGUGGCCGGGGCGCUUUGGGACCAGGGGAGCACGAACGAGGCUCUGCACAAGCUGUACAAUGUAGCGGCCAAUCACCGGCACCUGUACCACCACGCUUUCCCCGGAGCGCACGCGGACGCCGCUGCCGCCGCCGAGGAGGAGCGGGACAAGAAGAAGGACUGAUGACGACGCAGCAGGGACUCUCUUCUUCUUUUUUUGUUUUUUUGUUUGUUUGGGGUGGACACCACCACCCGUCGGGCACUUCUUUACUCUGACGUCGGCUCCAACAAAUCCAAGUCGCUACUUACAAGGUUCACGCAUCAGAAACGUCGGAGCGCCGCCGCGGUGAGCGUCGGCCGCCGCGCGGGCGCCAGUUCUUCUUGCACCGUCGUCUUUCACCUUUUCGUCUCUGGGCACUCAGCUGGAGGAGACCUCAGAGUCUGCUGUUUAUUUCAUAUCACACAACAUUUCCUCAGUCGUUUUGAUGCCGGGGCAUUUCUUCUUCUACUCCUUCCUCUCCUCCUUCUUCUUCUACUCUUUCUUCUUCUUCUUCCCCUCCAAGGUGUUGCCCACUAUGUUGAAAUAACCACUCGUGACAAACGUUCUUUAGGGUCUCGUGCUGUUUAUAUCCAAGAUCUGCAAAAGGCCAAAUUAUGUACAGUGUGUUGAACAAUGAAGCAGCAUUAUCUGCAUGUUGAUGUUUCUCAUCUUUAAGCUCAGAAUUCAGGUACACUUUUUAAAAAUAUAUAUCUAUAUGUUUUAACGGUUGUGACAAAGUGGUGUUGUGCCAUAAAAUGUAAACGUUUUGUCUUUAUUUUUAUUUAUUUAUUUAUUUACUUUACAUCUGCGUCAGCCCGGGUAAAUGCAGACACACGAAGGCGCGGUUGGAGUUGGAGGCAAACGCAGUGCCUUGCAGCUUUCGGUUGCGUUGGAACCACAAACCUUCGAUGUAUUUGAUUGGGACUUUCUGCCAUUUUCUACCAUUCUGCUGCAUUCCCCCUCCGUUCCCUCUUUUCCUGGCAGCCCCCAUCAGCUUGGAUGAAGAGCAUUUGUGAAGAUCGGGUUUUUUUUUAAUUUGCCACACCGAUUCUCAAACGCACCGAGCAAUGACUUUGACUAGGCCCCUCGUUACGCUAUUGUGUUGAGUAGCUGACCUGCUAAAAGGUGAAAUUCAGUUUCCAGUCGUAUAGAUUCUGUUGAGAUUUUCUCAUAACAGAAUCUCAUAAAAACAUUUUUUUGUUUUUAUUUAUUUUAUUGAGUUGAAUCAACUCUAAGCAACCUGCUGGAGAAAAGCAUCCCCACAGCAUGACGUUGCCACUGAACCUUUGCAUAAUUCACCACAAUAUUUCCUGUUGAGUGAAAACAUUUGAACUUUUAGUGCACUACUUGCCAUAUGUGUUUAUUAGCUGGUUGUGUUUCAUUUGCAUAAGAUGCAACAUUUUCCUCCCACUUUCAGACACUUGGGACACUUUUUGGGAUUCUGUCAUGGAGAAACAUUGAAGAACGUGGCUGUAAGACGGGACAAAAAGCAGGAAGGUUUCAGGCGGAAGCUUUUCCGAGGCACUGUUUGUUUGACAAAGCUCCAAGAGACGUCGAGGCGUUACAGUGCAGCAUCAGUUUCAAGUUCCCAGAUCACGACUGGCAUCGUCACCUCAUCUUUUUUUUUGGUUCUGCUUGCAGCUUUGCAUUUGUGCAGCGUCUCUCCUUCAUCCCAAUGCCUGUGUGUUUGGCCUUUGAAGUCGAAAGGUCGCGCACGUGUGUGUGUGUGUGUGUGCGUUCAGCUUCUAUCGUGACAAAGAGGAGGCCGACGGACCCAUUGUUCUGUCUCUCGCUGAAUGUUCCAGCAAAUCCCAGGAAUGUAGCCGUCCUGCGCCCGCUGGAGGAGUGGAAGCUGGGUGCUGCCGGGCGUGGCCACCGGCCCGGCUUUGGGAAAAGCCUCCUCAUUCCAGACCUCAUCCGUCAUCUUGAACACGCGUAACUCGAACCCUCCGAGCGAAGAACCCAUCGGUCGCGUGGCGACGAGAGAAGCUCACAUUCAUAAACACAAAGCUUUUGAUGGUGACAGACUUUUCUCUCUUUUUGUUUGUUUGAGGCGUGUGGAGGCUUUGAGUUCACUGCUUGGUUUCUAGUCUUCCACAGGGUGUUAUCAGCAUCAAGGAGGCUUUCAGUCGAAUCGCUUCAUCUCUUGAAAUCCCGUACGUCGAGUGUUUUCGGUGGUCUUUUUCACGAGUCCGAGAAGUCGUUUUGUUUGUGUGGAAUGAGAUGGAAACACACUUUUACCAGUUUCUUCUCCCUCCAUCAUCCCUCCUCUCCGCUUAAAGGCAAGUGUUAAACGAGUCGACGUCUUUCAGACUAUCUGUUUGGCUUCAGCACACUGCAGAGUUAGUCACAAAGAGAUAAAUAAAGUUGGACCAAAUUGAUGAAAACAAA
Molecule: messenger RNA, 4094 nt
Organism: Poeciliopsis prolifica (blackstripe livebearer)
Lineage: Eukaryota; Metazoa; Chordata; Actinopteri; Cyprinodontiformes; Poeciliidae
Gene: atl1
Product: atlastin GTPase 1
Exons: 14
Coding region: 153-1847 (564 amino acids)
Biological process (GO): protein homooligomerization; endoplasmic reticulum organization
Molecular function (GO): GTPase activity; GTP binding
Source: RefSeq, a predicted model, not a curated record